UCACCACCAUUUUGUACUUCUAUACACACUAGAACAAAAACUUCUCAUGGCAGACAUGGCUGAAGGAGGAGCUGCUGCUGCAACAACCACUAACGGCCACCAUGCUGUCGCACUCGAUAUUGAACAAGAUCAUCAUCGAAAGUCGUCUUGUUUUCCUUCUGUUUCUUUUCUCCAAAAGUUGAUAGCAGAAGUUCUAGGAACAUAUUUUGUGAUUUUCGCUGGGUGUGCAGCGGUGGUGGUGAAUACAGAUAAAGACAAGGUCAUAAGUCUACCGGGAAUAUCGAUAGUGUGGGGGCUGGUGGUGAUGGUCAUGGUUUACUCUGUCGGACAUAUUUCCGGUGCCCAUUUUAACCCUGCUGUUACCAUUGCUUUUGCCUCUUGCAAUAGGUUCCCUUUAAAACAGGUACCGGCAUACAUUGUUGCUCAAGUCCUCGGCUCAACAUUGGCGAGUGGAACUCUACGUUUGAUAUUUAAUGGAAAGCAAGAUCAUUUUGCAGGAACCCUUCCUGUUGGAUCUGAUCUCCAGUCACUCGUUUUGGAGUUCAUUAUCACUUUCUACCUCAUGUUUGUCAUCUCAGGAGUUGCUACCGAUAAUCGAGCUAUUGGAGAGUUAGCUGGGCUAGCAGUGGGAGCUACAGUUUUACUCAAUGUGAUGUUCGCAGGUCCAAUAUCAGGGGCGUCAAUGAAUCCUGCAAGGAGUCUCGGUCCAGCCAUUGUGUCAAGCAAAUACAAAGGGAUAUGGAUUUACAUGUUAGGUCCAACAGCUGGAGCAAUUUCUGGUGCCUGGGUCUACAAUAUUAUAAGGUUUACCGAUAAGCCUUUGCGUGAGAUCACCAAGAGUUCAUCUUUCCUUCGGUAUGCCAACAGUCGAAAUGGAUCUAAACGAUGACCGAUUUCCAAAAUUCGUAAGAUACUUAAUUUGGUGCAUAUGUGCUAGUCAUGUUCAAGCUUUUGAUUCUGUUUGUGCUAAUGAUAUAUGAUAUAUAAUUUGAAUAGGAACUAUUCUUACAUGUAUCCCAAUUUUUUGUU
Erigeron canadensis is the source of this 1029-nucleotide messenger RNA. RefSeq names its product aquaporin NIP1-2-like. The record is from RefSeq and is a predicted model, not a curated record. The coding region runs from base 47 to 889 and encodes 280 amino acids. Gene Ontology annotation, biological process: transmembrane transport. Gene Ontology annotation, cellular component: membrane. The transcript has 5 exons. Lineage: Eukaryota; Viridiplantae; Streptophyta; Magnoliopsida; Asterales; Asteraceae. Gene Ontology annotation, molecular function: channel activity.